Maniola jurtina (meadow brown) is the source of this 9875-nucleotide messenger RNA. RefSeq names its product low-density lipoprotein receptor-related protein 4 (gene Lrp4). The transcript is spliced from 35 exons. NCBI's taxonomy places the organism in Eukaryota, Metazoa, Arthropoda, Insecta, Lepidoptera, Nymphalidae. The coding region runs from base 347 to 6118 and encodes 1923 amino acids. Gene Ontology annotation, molecular function: calcium ion binding; protein binding. The record is from RefSeq and is a predicted model, not a curated record.
GGCGCAGACUGCGCGGGACGGCCGCGGUGCGGGGGGCUGUACCCAGGGUCCAGAUCGCCUAGUACCUUCCCAAUCGCGCUACGGGAACACAUAAUGUUACGCUAAUUAACAAUAAUACAUAGAAAAACAUUAAGUGAAUCCCAAAAGCUACAGUGACUGCUUUACUAUUUCCAAAGACAUCGUUUCAGUGCGUUAUUCAGUGUUUGUGUUGUGUCGCUUGGAAAAUGUUGCGUCGUAUUAGCAAUUGAAGUACGAUAAGUGAACGUGUAGAGCGUUGUAGUGUGGUGAAGCCAUGCUGCAACCAUUGAGGGUCAUAUCACGCGCGGAAGCAGCUCAAGUCACCUAGAUGGAGAUGCGACGCUUUCUGCGGCAGGCCCGAGCGGCCUUGGUGCCGGCUACGAUUGCCGUCCAAUUGACCCUUUUGGCAACUUGUUGGAUUUGCGUUCUCGCCGAUCAACCACCACCACCAGCGCCACAUCCCCGCCCGGGUAAUGGCACGGCGGAACCUCCGGACACGCGCUCCGCCAUCGGCCGCGUGCCACCGUACCAACCACCAGCAGGCGUGGCCGGGCCCAUACAGGUGCCCGGAUUCCGACCACACAGCCCUUACACAAGAGUUGACUCUUGGCACCCAAACGGUCGUAUACACGUGAAUCCUAAGGGAUCCUAUGUUGUCGCCGAAGACGAUCAAGAUACAGAUGAUGGCGGCUGCCACAUACCGUGCUCCAAAGAAUUUUUCUCGUGCCAGGCAUCCUGCAAAUGUAUACCGAUGGAGAAACGCUGCGACGGAAAAGUAGAGUGCGUCGAUGCUGAAGACGAAGCAGGCUGCACGCCGACUUGCGACGAGAACGAGAACCGCACCAUAUGCCACAGCACGAGCGUGUGUAUCGCACUCGACUGGCUGUGUGACGGAGACAACGACUGUGGGGAUUUCUCCGACGAAACUCAUUGUGGCACUUCAGUAAACUGCACAUCGGAGCAGUUCCAAUGCGCCAAUGGACUUUGCAUACACAACGACUGGAUGUGCGAUGGCGACAACGACUGCCGAGACAACUCCGAUGAAAACCACUGCCCCAAGGGGAAGUGCCGAGAAAAUCAAUUCACUUGUGGAUCUGGCGAGUGCCUGGCGCUUCACUGGCGUUGUGACAAGGAGGCCGACUGUCCUGACAACUCCGACGAGGCUGAAUGUCCCAUAGAUCUUCUACAAUGUGGUGAAAAUGAAAUCCAAUGCAAUAACAAAAAAUGCGUGCGCAAAGAUUUUCAAUGCGACGGUGACAAUGAUUGCGGUGACUGGACUGAUGAGGAUUCAUGCCCCAUUAUACCUGGAAGCUGUAAUUCUGCUGAAUUCAAGUGCAGCGAUGGUAAAUGCAUCCCCGACCGCUGGCGCUGUGAUAUGGAGCGCGACUGCGCCGAUGGUGACGAUGAGGCCAAUUGUGACUCCCACGGCAUGAGGAACUGUACUACCGACGAAUAUACUUGCGCUGACAAGCGUUGCAUAUCCAAAACCUGGCUCUGUGACGGAGUCCGCGACUGUACCAACGGCGAAGAUGAAUCAGAUUGCCAAAUAUUUUGCGAAAUGGACCAGUACAUGUGUAAGUCCAUCUUCAGCGACGCGUUUAGAAAUUGUGUCAAUAGAAAACAUGUGUGUGACGGUAUGAACGACUGCCCUCAAGGAGACGACGAAGAAAAGUGUCCUGUUAAGAGAAAAUGUGGAAAAGAAGACAAGUGCGAAAAGCAGUGUAUUACAACUUUCGAUGGCUUACCCGCUUGCUCUUGUCCUUUGGGUUACUUGUUAGCUGAGGAUGGUUACAGUUGCAAAGACAUCGAUGAGUGCAUGUACGAACAGGAUCCAGUUUGCUCUCAGACAUGUUCCAAUACCCAAGGCAGCUUCUAUUGUGGUUGUAUGACGGGUUACGUUCUUAGACCUGAUGGUAGAUCUUGUAAGGCCGUUGGAGAAUCACCCACACUUCUAUUUUCUAAUCGAAUUGGAAUUCGUGAGGUUUGGCUUACUGGAGACAACUACAUGUCAAUUGUUAAGGGACUGCAUAAUGCAGUGGCAUUAGAUUACCAUUACGAAAAAAAACUGGUGUUCUGGACUGAAAAUAAUAUGAGAGUCAUAAGGGUAGUUCGGUUGGAUAGUAACAACAUGUCGGAUGUAAUACGAUGGGGCUUGGAAACGCCAGGUGGUGUUGCAGUCGAUUGGAUUCAUGAUCUGCUAUUCUGGACUGAUUCUGGAACCAGAAGAGUAGAAGUGGCAACGUUAGAUGGAUCUCAGAGAGCUGUGCUGGCAGCCAGCGACGUGGAUAAGCCGAGAGCUGUUGCUGUUCAUCCUGGUGAUGCGCUGGUCUUUUGGACUGAUUGGGGUCCAAAUCCGAAGAUAGAGCGUGCAGACAUGGACGGAAAUAAUCGGAAGAGUGUUAUUGUUGAUCGAAUAUUCUGGCCUAACGGUUUGACUAUCGAUUACAUGGACUCCAAGAUAUACUGGGCAGAUGCUAAGCACCAUGUCAUUGAAAGGGCUACAUUUGAUGGUCGUGACAGAAAAAGGAUAACAAACAAAGGACUUCCCCACCCAUUCGCGCUAACAUUAUUCGAGGAUGCGAUAUACUGGACUGAUUGGCAUACCAAAAGCAUCUCUACUGUUAAUAAGAAGACUGGCAUGGGCAUACAGACAGUUCACGCAAGCCUACAUGUCCCUAUGGAUAUUCGGAGUUUUCACCCUCUACGCCAACUUCGUACGUACAAGAAUAGGUGCGGCGCUAACAAUGGUGGAUGUACGCACUUGUGCUUGCCCAAUUCCAGUGGGUUCUCAUGCCGUUGUCCUGUUGGAUUCAAUCUCAAUAGUGAUGGUCGAACCUGUGAACAGACACCAGAAAAACUGUUGCUUUAUGCUCGACGAAAGGACAUAAGACUGAAACAACUCAAUCCACGGAAGCAAAUGGAAUCCUUAGAUAUGGUGAUUCCCGUGGACAACAUCAAAUCAGCUGUAGCUCUCGACUGGGAUCACAAUAGUAACUCGAUAUUUUGGACUGACGUUGAAAAAGAUACUAUUAACAAGGCUUACUUGAACGGAUCUCAUCAGACUGUUAUCGUUGGAUCGAAUUUAAUUUCACCAGCUGGUUUGGCUUAUGAUUGGCUAACAGACAAGCUUUACUGGACGGAUGCCGGAACUAACCGAAUCGAGGUUGCCAACGCUAACGGUACCAUGAGAACUUUGUUAGCUUGGGAGAACAUUGAUAAACCUAGGGAUAUUGUACUUGAUCCUAAAGGUGGCGUAAUGUAUUGGUCUGACUGGGGCUCAACACCUUGUAUUGAGCGUGCUGAUAUGGAUGGAGGUAACCGCAAACGCCUCAUCUUUGGCGACAUGACUUGGCCCAAUGGUCUAGCCCUCGACUUACUUAACAACCGCAUUUACUGGACGGACGGUGGUAAUCGCACUAUCGAAUACGCCAACCUUGACGGCACAGGGCGAAAUGUUUUGAUAGGUCAACAUCUUCCACAUCCGUUUGGACUGGACUUAUACGGGGAGGAAGUAUUCUGGACUGACUGGGACACACAAUCGAUUCAAGCAGCAAACAAGUUUACGGGUCGAAAUCGACGUACCUUAGGUGCUGAAGUUGAAGGUCUAAUGGAUGUCAGAGUAUUUCACAAAGAAAGGCGAGGCGGCACUAACAGAUGCAGCAAGAAUAAUGGUGGAUGCUCUCAUCUGUGUCUUCUAAAACCAGAGGGACGGUCUUGCGCUUGCCCAAUCGGAAUCAAACUAAGUAAGGAUGGAAGGACUUGCACAAAUGGUCCUAUUAAUUUCUUGAUAUUUGCUCAUCGCGUAGACAUAAGAAUAGUGUCGCUAGAUGUACCCUACUUAGUUGAUGUUGUUUUACCACUGCCAUCAUUAAAGAACGCACUAGGCGUAGACGUUGAUCAGAAAACAGGUCUUAUUUAUUGGACUGAUACUGGAGAGCGAAAAAUUAAACGAGCAAAUAAGGAAGGUAAAGAAAACGAAACUAUAAUUGGACGGGGUCUCCAUACAGCUGAUGGUAUCGCUAUAGACUCUGCAGGGAGAAAGAUCUACUGGACCGAUGGUGGCAGGAAUAGCAUUGAGGUGGCAGAAUUAGACGGAAGGAAUAGAAAAGUUCUGGUAUGGACUGGUUUAGAUUCUCCAAGAGCCAUAGCUUUACACUAUGAAAAUGGAUUUAUGUUUUGGUCUGAUUGGGGAACGUCCGCUAAAAUUGAGAGAGCUGAUAUGGACGGCAAAAACAGACGAAUCAUUGUUGAUAAUAACAUCAAAUGGCCAAAUGGACUUGCUAUUGAUCGAAUUGAAAGUCGCCUUUAUUGGAACGACGCUAAAAUGUAUACCAUAGAGAGUUCUGAUUUCAACGGCAACGAUCGUCGCAUUCUCCUCAGCCAAGUCCCGUAUCCUUACGGCAUUGUUAUAGUUGGACAACAUAUCUAUUGGACUGAUUGGAAAACAAAAGCUCUUCAUAGAGCUGAUAAAUCGAAUGGAAAGGAGCAAAUGACGAUUAGAGAGAACCUUGAAGGACUUAUGGAUAUAAGAGCUAUUCAGGGUGAUCAUGUAUUAGAGAACGCAUGUGGAACAAAUAACGGUGGUUGCAGUCAUCUUUGUCUAAGAUCACCCCAUGGGUAUUCAUGCGCAUGCCCCACAGGCUUAUUAUUUGAAAACGAAACCGAACCUUUUCCAAAAAUCUGCAAACAGCAUCCUGAUAAUUUCCUAGUGUUUGCUGCCCGAGGAAACAUUGCGCUGAUAUCUUUGGACACACCUGAGCAGUGGGAUAUAACUCUACCAAUAAAGGAUAUCCAAAAUUCUGUGGCAGUAGAUUUUCAUUGGGAGAAAAGGCUCAUAUUCUUUACAGAUGUUAAUAACAAUGAAAUCAGAUCUAUUAACAUGGAAAAUAUGAGCGAAACUAAUGUGAUAGUAAAUACAGGACUCGAUACACCAAACGGUCUUGGCGUCGAUUGGGUUGCAAAUAAUAUUUAUUGGACUGAUAAUGAUUUUAAGGUUGUAGAAGUAGCGAGAUUAGACGGAUCAUCGAGAAAGACGCUAAUAACAGGAUUGACUGAACCUAGAGCACUUGCUUUGUUCCCUGCCAAAGGGUACUUGUACUGGAGUGAUUGGGGUGAAAGUCCUAACAUCGAACGAGCUGUUUUAGAUGGUAGCCAAAGGAAAAUUAUUGUGAAUCAGGAUUUAGGGUUUCCUAACGGAAUCACGAUAGACUACAAAGAGCGAAGGCUUUAUUGGACUGACGCUUUGAAAGAUAGGAUUGAUACGGCAGAUUUAAAUGGACAGCAUAGAGUGCAACUUAUUCCAGAGGCUAAAAAUCCAUUUGGGAUGACUCAGUUUAAGCAGUUCAUAUACUGGACGGACUGGUACAAAAAGUCAGUAAUUCGCGCCGACAAAGACUCGGGCAAGAACAUCACCGCAAUACGGACGGAUUUGGAAAUGGUCAUGGAGAUAAAAGCUGUAUCUUCAGAGAAACAACACGGUUGGAAUCCAUGCAAGGAGGAUAACGGAGGAUGUUCUCAUCUGUGUCUAUUUAGGGGGCAUGAUUACGUUUGCGCUUGUCCUGAUGCCUUUGAUGAUAGAACUUGUGUAUCAACUCCAAAAUUGCGCGUCGGAUUGAGAAUGCCAGCACAUUACCCGUCAUUUUACGAUUAUGUGGAUAGUGCUGUCGGGAGCACAAAACAGCCUACACGCACGCAAGCACCAAAAGCAAACUUUGGUGUUAUUGUUGUUGGUGUGAUGGUAGGAUUUUUCAUAGCCGUCUGCCUCUUGGCGGUCGGUUUUUUCUGCUUAGUCAAAAUACGUAGGGCACGUCGAGGAGAACUGAAGGAGAACUACCGAGAUACCACGGGCCACAUUUCAUUCCAUAACCCAAACUACAGCUGUACGACUACACCAGGGGAACCGCUGGAGAGGCGACAAACUCGAUUCCAGGGCAUAUUCAAAUAUGACAAAAGCCAGGGUCGCGUAACGAAUGUGUACAUCCCGGAGGGGACGAGCCUGUUGCCGCCACCCCCGCCUCCGCCCCCUCCCCCGCCGCACCGACGCCCGCCUAAACCGGCGAACGAUGACUUCGAGCCCGUCACAUUGCAUCCAUUCGCUUGAAACCAAAACACGACACGACUUUUACGACGCGACAGCUACGAUACGGCCACGGAUUGGAAGACGUCAGACAUUCAUUCAAAGAAUUGUGGAAUACCUCAUACAUACUGUUAAAUCUCGGAUGUGUGAUUUCAAAAAGUUUACCCAUUGAGUGAAAGCCUCUCGUUUUCCAAUAGAUUCUUCGAGUUAGUGCUGGUAGCUAAUGGUAGAAGGCAUAGAGUAGAUAAAACAUCUACUAUUGUUAAUCAUUACAAAAUCUGAGUUGUUAGACAACACUGAUCCGGAGUUAGCGUAUAUUGUAAUAUCACAACAAUUGAAAUUCAUCACAAUUGAUAAUGACGACUAUUUGUGUUAGGUACCUUUUGUUUGUGUGUAUUGGACUACACAAAAUAAAAUUUUAUUCUACUGUAGGUACAUGAAGAAUUUUUUUAAGUCUCAAAAAACAAUGACUUCAUUAUUAUACAACAGGUACCUAGUUACACGAGGGACAAAUUAACCCAUUAUUAAAGUCAAUUCCAGGAAAUGAUACAUUUUGAUACCUAUUUAAUGUAACUAUAGAUAUAUAUCGUUACAUUAUUACACCUUAAUUGGUUAUUACUAAUAACAUUAUGAUUUAAAGUAAACUUAUAAUUAUCACAAAAUAUGUGUGGGUAGUCAUGAAAAUAAAUAACCAUAUUAUGACAUUAUAUCCGACACUUGAUUACAAUUAACUGUUACGUAUCUCAAAUAGUGUAGGUAGUUAUAGAAAAGUGAAAUCAGUACCUAUGUAAAUAUAUUAUAUCUUAUCGGUAAACGUUAUAUGAAUGUCUUAUUAAAAGUAUAACAGAGAUACCUAUUCAUUGUCCAAUAUUGAAAAUAUCCUACACAUACCUAUAAUACUUAAUAUCAGUUGGCAAUUUUUUCCUCAAGCCAAAUAAUAUAAUUAUUGAUCUUGCUGUCUUUGUUAGGGAAAUGACUUAUUAUUAUUAAUUUACCAUUAAUUUUUUUAAAGGUAUCAUAUGCCAUAAAAUUAAUGAUAAUAAACUAACACAUAUGGUAUAAAAUAGGUGUGUAAGGAAAUCUUUGUAUUAUUUUUAUAUCUGUCGACCUUCACUCGGCUUCCCGGGGCUCACGGGAAGCGGGCGAAGACGACCGUUGUUAGAGUGUAAUGUUAUAAUAACUUUAUAACAAUUAUAUAGAUUUAAGGGGUUGGGGGUGAAAGGAAUAUUAUUUUUACUUAAGCUAAUGUGUGGAUGGUAUCCCCACCUCUUUACUUCAGUCAGUGUUCCGUUGCUGAAAUAUAAAAUUAAGUUUAGUUCUAUAUGUGAUUAGAAAACGAAAAUUAAAGCUCUUAGAGUUAAUUCACCACGAUCAUUGGUGACAAUAAAAUAUAUCAAUGUAAAUAAUUAAUUAGUACUAAUCAUGACUUUUUGUCUGACAGAGUGUAUAUAAUAGUUUAUUUUUAUCACGUUGAAGUGAAUAUUGUUUUAUUUCGCUUUUAACGUAACCUAAAUCGUGGGCUGCCCCGUACAAUGGUCGCCUCAUAUCAUCAUGAUUGGUUUAAUAGGUUAAUCUAGAUAAUUAUGUACCUAUAUCUGUUUAUUUGAUGUUACUAAAUAAGUAAUUUAUGUUACAGAAUCUGAUGUAAAGAUCAUCGGCAUAUAAUAUGUAUAGGUUUAAAUUGAUAUUUAAUUUUCGAUUUCACAAAAAAUCAUUGUCGCUACCAGGCGGCGUACAUGUCACAGGGUUUUUAUAUCUAAGGUAGAUUAGAACGAGAAUCAAUGGGUAAAGUCUACCGACGAUAAAUAUGAUUUACAACGCACAUAAAAUUAUUUUAAUAAUAUUAUGCUCGUUUUUAUAUAUAUCCCGCAUAGUUUUUGCAUGCUCAAUAGAUUUAAAUAAACUGAGAUCUUAUUGUGUUAGAAUUUUAAGUUAGGAUAAUAUUAGACCGUUCUGAACUCUGAAACAAUAUUAAAGUUCGGUUUCGGGAUGAAUACAUUUAUUGAGAAUCAAAUUCUCUUGGGAUUUUUUUUACAAGAAAGAUUGUUUGAAUGGACGCGAGCACAAAUAAAUAGAUAAAUAUCAUAAAAAUAAAAUAUCCAUUUUCAAUUCUAUUUGAUGUGUCAUAAUUUUGUUGUUAACUUCAUAGUUUAUAGGCAAUGCAAAUCUUGAGAUAGUUAAGCACUGUUCUAAAUAUUAUAUAAAUAUUUUGCAUUUAGGUACCUAGGGUACAUUUAAGAUUUAUUAUGGUUUCAAUAAUUAUACGUAUUUAUUUAUUAAUGAAACCGUAAAGUACAUACUGGUAAUUCAUGUUUUGAUAUCGUUUCAACAAGUCCUAAAAAUAAUAUAAUAUGUAGAUUGUAGGUACGUGCCUACAAUUUAAUAUUUUAAAAAUUGUUAAUAUACAACAUACAAAUGACUCGUGUGCAUUAGAUUUUUGCUACACCUGAAUACAACGUACACAGCGAGUCAGCUUAAACUGAAACUAUAUGUGCACCUAGGUACUCUAUUCAAAGACUUGGCCGAUAUUUAUGACUUUUUUAAAUGAAUGCGAAUAGCAGCAAUUAUAAAGUAAAUGUUCCCACAAAGCUGUAGAUUUCUAAAUAUAAUAUCGUUGGAAGACACUCCCUAAAUGGCUCCUAUUAACGAUGAUAAAUCUCAGUAAUUGUGAUCUAAAUUAUUACUUUAUGACUAUCAUCAUUUUUACGAUUUACUAAUACUUACAUAAAUAAUAAAAUAAUAUAUACCCUUUAUAAACUAUAGAAGUUAGUGAAAAAGUUUCAGAAGAGGUUCGUGUUACUCAAAUAUAUAGGUAAAUAUGUUUGGAAAAGGCAGAACUACUUAAAAUUACUUACAUCGAUUACAUGAGAGGUCCCUUGUUAACAGGAGCCCCUAGGGCUGGCGAAGUAAAGAGGAUUGUCAUGGAAAGUUUUAUAUGAAGUUUCAUCUUAGUUAUAGGAUAGUUAUUGUUAUCAAAUAAACAGAUUGUCUUUAUUUACCUCAGAAAAUUACAACAUGUAUAAUUGUAAAUAAUAUAAAAAUUGAUUGAUUACUCAUCCGUAUGAACAAACCACUACCUCUUCAAAUCGAUUUAACAGAUAUCAUUCGUUGAAAUAGUGAAAGAUUUUACUUAGGCGAAUUUUAAUUUUCAAAUCUAUGAAGAUAGCAGGCGAGAUUAAAUUAUUUUAUUAUUUAUUUAUUAUUAUUAUAUAGCCUUUAAAUACAGAUAUUAUACCUAGUAAGACAUAAAUAACAAUAGCUGCAGCCUGUUUUAGUGGUUUAUUAUGCGGAUGAAUCUUAACAAAAAAAAACAACUUCACUGAAUCGAAAACUUCCGAUAUUUUAUUUUUACUAAUAGUAGUUAGUAAGGGCAAGAACGUUGAGUGCUGUGAUAAAGAUGCUUUGGAUAUUGAGUGGAUAAUAAAUGGCAAUUUUUUAAUAUUUUUAAAUUACUUUUUCCACAAGGGAUUCGAGUGUUUUCAGAUCUGAUGUAAGGUGCUAAAAACGCACACGUUUAUUUAUUAGACUAACUUUUCGUUUUACAUUUUUAAAAAUAACUUUAUUUUUAAGUAAUAUAAGUACAGUGCCAAUCGUGUAUUUAAUUCUUUUUUAAUAUUUUUUUCCAUAAUAUUAAUAUAAUAUUUAUUAAAUAUAUGACGAUAUUUAUAAGGUAACAUAGACAAACAGCUUUUACACCUUUCGCCUCCUUUAAAAUGAGGUGUCAAAACUGUUGGCAGAUUUAUUAUUGUACUGAAAUUUAAAAUAGAAAUUAUUCGAAUAA